AUGGCUGCGCCAAUAAACGACGAGAAAUAUGACCACACUAGUAGCGACGUGAGAGAAGAUGCGCCUCCCGCAGAGGUCGCUGCGGUCGUCGCACACGAGAUCGCGCACGAAGUCGACGAUAGCAAGUACUCGCCUUGGACCAAGUCGAUGUUCACCCUCUAUGGCGUUCUUUUCGUCGCAUACUGCUGCGGUGCCCUCAAUGGGUACGAUGGAUCGCUUAUGGGUGGUCUCAAUGGCAUGACCUCGUACCAACGAACUUUCAACAUGACAACCUCGGGCUCAUCCACCGGUAUCGUCUUCAUGAUGUACAACGUCGGCUCUGUAGCUGCCAUCUUCUUCACCGGGCCCGUGAAUGAUCUUUUCGGCCGCCGCUGGGGUAUGUUCACGGGUGCGGCUUUGAUCAUCGUCGGCACCGCCGUGCAAGCAACGAGCCACGACAUUCCUCACUUCCUGGGUGGACGUUUCAUUCUGGGUUUCGGUGUCUCCUUCUGCUGCGUUUCUGCGCCGACCUACGUGAGCGAGCUGGCCCAUCCCAAGUGGAGAGGAACGCUCACUGGCUUGUACAAUUGCAUGUGGCCUGUUGGAUCAAUCAUUGCAGGAUGGGUUGUCUACGGCUCUUCAUUCAUCCCCGGAGAUGAUGGAUGGAGGAUCCCCGUCUGGAUCCAAAUGGUCACUAGCGGCAUCGUGCUUAUCUUCGUCUUCUUCCUCCCCGAGAGCCCUAGGUGGCUCGUUGCCAACGAUCGACAUGAAGAAGCUGCCAAGAUUCUUACCAGGCUUCACGGCGAGAAGGAUCCCGAGCACCCGAUUGUACAACUGCAGAUGAAGGAGAUGAUGGCGCAGAUUUCCAGCGAGGCUAGUGACAAGAAGUGGUGGGAUUACCACGAACUCUGGAAUACCCAUUCUGCGCGCAGGAGAUUGAUCUGCGUCAUUGGCAUGGCCAUUAUGGGACAGGCCUCCGGAAACUCACUUUCCAGCUACUACCUUGUCACUAUGAUGAACACGGCCGGAAUCGUCCAAGAGCAGAAGGUCCUCGCUCUCAACGCAGUCAACAGUGUUCUCGGUCUUCUCGGCAGUGUUGUCGGUGCCCGCCUGACUGACAGGGUUGGCCGUCGCCCUUUGCUCAUCUACAGCAUUCUCUUCUGCAGUAUGACUUUCGCCGUUAUGACCGGAACAUCUAAGAUGGCUGUUGACAACCCGGACAACACCAAUGCUGCGAACACUACCAUUGCCUUUGUGUACCUUUUCGGUGUUGUCUUCUCGCUCGGAUGGACGGCUCAGCAGAGUAUGUAUAUCGCCGAGACCUUGACGACUACCACCCGUGCCAAGGGAACUGCCGUCGGCAACUUCGCGUCGUCCGCCAUCUCUCUCGUUCUCGCUUACAGCUCUGGGCCUGCUUUUGAGAAAAUUGGAUACUACUUUUAUCUCGUCUUCGUCUUCUGGGACAUUCUCGAGGCCAUCUUCAUCUUUUUCUUCUUCCCUGAGACCAAGCAUCGUACUCUUGAGGAAUUGGAGGAGGUGUUCUCCGCACCAAACCCUGUCAAGAAGAGCUUGGAACCCCGCAGUGCUAGCACGGUGCUAGAGACAAUGAAGGUUCCGAACGAGAAGUUUGAUGUUGAGCACGUUUAA
Colletotrichum chrysophilum is the source of this 1626-nucleotide messenger RNA. RefSeq lists its product as uncharacterized. The record is from RefSeq and is a predicted model, not a curated record. Gene Ontology annotation, molecular function: carbohydrate:proton symporter activity. Gene Ontology annotation, cellular component: membrane. The transcript has 8 exons. Bases 1 to 1626 code for a protein of 541 amino acids. Gene Ontology annotation, biological process: transmembrane transport; carbohydrate transport. NCBI's taxonomy places the organism in Eukaryota, Fungi, Ascomycota, Sordariomycetes, Glomerellales, Glomerellaceae.